This is a messenger RNA of Gadus chalcogrammus (walleye pollock), 5915 nucleotides long. RefSeq lists its product as uncharacterized. The transcript is spliced from 3 exons. Lineage: Eukaryota; Metazoa; Chordata; Actinopteri; Gadiformes; Gadidae. The record is from RefSeq and is a predicted model, not a curated record. Bases 2210 to 3784 code for a protein of 524 amino acids.
GGACUUAUACAGCACGGCUGACACAAGCAGCUGCAACGGUAACGGAGAGCUGCGAGACUACUUGUAAUUUUCUUUCCGUAAGGAAUAAAAAGAGCAGCAUGCCGUGUUGGAGGUCGGCCUCACAGAUUGUUCGUUUAUAUAGGCUGUGUGUGCCAUGGACGACAUGCGCUCCGCAUAUCGCGCUCCGAGCAGUUAUUGUUAAUGUGUAAAAGACAGCCGCACUUGUGUGUCGGAGCUUCCUCUUGUUGUGUUUACAAAUGUGUUAUCAAAGAUGUGUUUUUAUCCUGUGCUGUUAUGAAUUCAGUAGGUAUACGUGACAGCCCUGUAAACUUAAUUCACUUUUGAAAAAUGACAUGCGUCUUCCAGAAGAUGCUAUUGCUAAAAUAUGUGAUUUUGUGAAGGAUUCAGAUCUGUUCUCUCUGUGUCAUCAGUUCUCUCUGUGUCACCACUUAGAACAACAUACGCAAGAGCUCAAACAUUCAAGAAGAUGUUCAAAUACAUAGAGCCAAAAAAACUAACUUUAGGAAAUUAUGAAAAUAUGAUGGAAAAGUGUGCCUAUUACGUACCUGUGAAACAAACAUUAAAUUGUUUGUUGGAAUCUGAAUUUUGGAGGAAUUCAGUGUCCCAGUGUAGCGGUUGCGUACUCUCUCGUUGCGUUGUGAUUGAGACCACGAUGGAACCAUUGGCAGCCAGCCGUUUAUUCUGGUGGAAUAUUUAACAUGGGGAAAUGCUCGUUGAGAACCCUCACAAUGGCAGCCUCUCCCAGCCGGGGUAUACAUAGACUAGCCAUUUACAUGGAAAUAAAUAUCACAUUAAACAAAUUAAUAUUUGAAUGGGCGUUUGGUGACAUACCUGGUGGAAUAUUUAACAUGGGGAAAUGCUCGUUGAGAACCCUCACAAUGGCAGCCUAACAUGGGAGAAAGACAAGCUGAAGUAGCCUACACAUUCUUGGCGAAGUCCACGCUAGCUAAGUAGCUACGACCAAAGCACAUGGUAGCCAAGCUAGCGAUCCUAAGCCUAAAGUCCAUUUAAAUGUAAUAACCGAUUCCAAGGAACACAAUAUAUAUAUGUACAAGCAACCAAGUAUUAAUACAGUAUUAUGUACAAUUAGACUCCCGUAAUACAUCGCCAAAGUGUGGAUUCAUAUUUAACUGCUCUGACUACCUACCUCUCCCAGCCGGGGUAUACAUAGACUGAGGAGAGGAGGCAGCAACGUACAAUACAACCCCCGCAUUCCGCUAGGGGGAGCUCUAGCACUCCAACCAAGGCUCCCACUACCACAGCCAGCGCAAGGAUCUCGCUGGCAAUGGCAAGUGGGAAGCAUUAACCCUGCUACACUGAGACUACACUCAAACCAAAACACCACUUCAUGCGGCACUAUCCGGCACUAAUCUUGAAAUUUGGCCCUUUAAUCAGAGUAUGGACGAUGCGUUUUGAAAGUAAACACAGCUACUUCAAAAGAUGUGCCAGGCAUUUGAAAAACUUCAAAAACAUCUGUCUGACUUUAGCUGAACGACAUCAGCUGUUUCAGGCAUAUCUUGCAGUUGGGCCAGGAUGCACUCAGCUCCUGCAAGUCAAAGACAGCUGUAUCUUUUACCCCAACCUCUACAGUGACGCAAUUAAACAUGCAGUCGGAGAGUUUGGCUUUGAUGAAAACAAUACUACUGUUUCCACCAACAUACAGUAUAAAGGCACAUCAUAUAAAAAAGGGAAUUUCCUUGUGUCAAAAAAUGAUGAGUCCAUGGAGUUUGGAGAACUUGUCAUCAUUCUGAUUAAAAAGGAAGCGGCUGUGUAUUUUGUCAUUGAUGUACAUGAAGCUGUCUAUCUUUCUGAAUACCAUAUGUACUCAGUGACAAAACGGAGUACAAGGAUGCAAUGUCUUAACAUGAAUGACUUGGUAGAUUUCUACCCAUUACCAUCAUACAUUGUGAACGGGUUACAAGUCAUUCCCCUAAAACACAGUGUGUUGUCGAAAUAAAUAUGAUCCUGGCCAGUGAGAUUAAGAAACUAUUCAAAAAAUAGUAUGCUUGGUAGAAAUACAAAAACACCAUUUGAAAGCUUAUUGAAAGUGGUCUUGGCUUUCCUUUUAAGAUGCAUAAAUGUCUAAAUCAUCACUCACAUAACACUUUUCAAGCAAGUAGAGUUUCAGCUUAACUAUGUGUUGAAUAACUUAUUUCUCUUCAGUUGUCAUUCUUCUUUGAUUAUAGAUAUGACUGACUUGGAGCAAUCGUUUCUACGCUCCGCAAUCACUGAGGUCUUGCCUGACCUUCCAGAGAUGAUAAAAGAUGUUUUAGAAGAGCACUUGCAAUCCCUUGGGGUAGAGACCUGUGAUGAUUUCCAGUUCAUUGAGGAAGCUGACUUGCUGUCUGCGCUGAGGCCAAUUCAAGCACGAAAAGUCGUUGCUGUCUUGAAACAGAGAUGGAAGUCAAGUAUUACAACCAGCAGCUCAUCUGAUGCUUCACCAGGACCUCCUCCAUCCUUGCAGUCUCUUUCACCAGGAAGUUCAACUCCAACCUCUUCAAACAGCAGCCAAAGCCCUCAUGUCGACUGGGUGGAUACCUUUGUGAUUCCGUGGGAUAAGUUCCCAGAGGAAUUGACGCAGACUUUGGAGAGAGAAAAGCGACCAAGUCCACGACUGAGAAGGGAGAUGGUCCGCCUUGUGGUUCAAGAGAUGACACAAAAAAGUUCCUGCAUAAGUAGAAGGAGCUCUAUUGAAGUUGCAAAAAAGAUGGUAUCAAAAUAUCCCAAAUCAUUGCAAGACGUCAUAGAAGGAGACGUGAUUGGGCAAGGGUAUCACUCUCUUGUUAAGCAAUUGCAAAACCGAAUCGAGAAUAUGAAGCGAUCAACAACCCCAAAAAUAAGAAAGCGAAGGUAUUGCACUGAUGAUACUGACACAGAUGAAGUCCCCCCAGAAAAGAGAGCAGCGAUCCAGGACACUUAUGGGUGCAUAACCUGGGAUCCAAAAUUCCUUCCUCUUGGAGAGACCCCAGAGAGCCAGAAGGAAAAGAGAGAAAAAAUGAAGAGACCGGACGUUAAUUCAGAGGAGCUCAAAAGCCUAAUGAAGAACGCUUUCUACUCCCAGCGUAAAGAAGUUAACCAAGGGAAAAACAUCAAGCAUCUCCUGGAACAGUGGCCAUUUUUCUUUGAGGAACUUGGCAUGGCAGUCCACUUCAGGGAACUCACCGGAAUUGGGCUUCAAGAAACGUUCUCGAGGAAUCUGGAUAUGAAAGGGAAACGACUCCUGAACUACCUGAACACUGUUGCUGUCCACAAGAACAAAAGGUUCCUACAGGCUUUAACAAAGUUAAAAGCGAUGAGAGGAGAGCUGUGUGGUCUCUCUGAAGACGUCAAAGAGAUGGUGCUGCUUCUGUUGUCAUACUUCAAUAAGAAAGAAGACGCGAUGUUCUGUUACGUGGAGGACACGUGUCUGGCCGAGGAAAUACAGAUGGAAAAAGUCCACUUGACCCCUACCAUUGUUGUGUGUGGACAAUCCUGCUUUUCUUCAAGGCGAACCAUGCUGAGCGUGGAUCGAAAUAUCGUCAACGACCACAUCCCCUCAUUCAUUUCUGCCCUGUGCUUGAUGUUUGGGAGCUUCUAUUGUUUCAACAUUCAUUACCCGUCAGAGCUGGCAUCAACGCUGGAGUUUCUGCAAAGGUGUUUUUUCUCCAUCAACCCAGAGAAGGGCACUAAAGUGGAGAAGACCCACACAUCCCGUCUUCACGUGAACCCAAGGGUCCUCACCUUGAUCCAGGAUCUUUCGGAUAAUGAAUGGUGCGAUGUCUGAACAUGGACUUAGUAAGACUCAGUAAGAUGUAUGGCAUGCCACUCACAGCUUGAAGGUUUAUAUCAGCCCAUUAUGUUCUUUGUAUUUCAGGCUUAAAGGGUAAUUCCGGUGUAAAAAGGAUUUGGGAUAUGUUUUGAAUGAUAACGAGUUGAAACAUUCGUUUUGGAGCACAAAAAUCGCAUAUAGACUCAUUCUUCAGUUGGCUGUUUUUAGCAGAUUCUAUCAAAACGCUAUAAACUUGGAACAAUGGGGGUACUGGUUAUGGUAAAAACUAAAUCGCUAUUUUAAACCACUUAAAAGUCUAAAAGUAGCCCGACACUUCUUGGGUAGUAUAAUAAGGGUCUUAAAAACGAGGCAUUGAGAACUUUGUAAGUGUACAGAUUGUUUAUUAUAAAGGACAUUUUAUAAACACAAUACCAUCAGUAGAUCACCCGUCAACGCCAUUUUGUUUUUAAGACUUGAUAGGUAGAUUGACGAGCACAGAAAUUAUGACAUCCGUCAGCAACACGCAAGCUCUGUGUUCGUCAAUCUACUUAUCGAGUCUUAAAAACAAAAUGGCGUUGACGGGUGAUCUACUUAUUGUAUUGUGUUUAUAAAAUGUCCUUUUUAAUAGACAAUCUGUACACUUACAAAGUUCUCAAUGCCUCGUUUUAUAUCUUAAGACCCUUAUUAUACUACCAAAGAAAUGUUGCGCUACUUUUAGCCUUUUAAGUGGUUCAAAAUAGCGUUACCAUAACCAGUGCCCCCAUUGUUCCAAGUUUAUAGCGUUUUGAUAGAAUAAGCUAAAAACAGCCAACUAAAGAAUGUGUAUCUGCGGUUUUUGUGGUCCAAAACGAACGUUUCUACUCGUUAUCAUAACAAAACAUCCCAAAUCCUUUUUACAUCGGAAUUACCUUUUAAACAGUCAGUAAAAGUUACAGAAUUUGUAUGCAAUUGUAAAGUUUUCUUUUUGUGUUUCCUCAUUAGUAUUAGUAUGGCUUGUUUUAAGAAAGUGGCCAUUUUGUAUAUUUCUAAUUCGAAAAUUAAGAAGCUAUUCUAAAAAUGCACAAAUAGUAAGAAUACCAUUUGAAAAGGUGAACGUGACCUUAGUUUUCCCUCUAAAUUAUCACUGUACACAAAGUUCAUCUUAUGUUCUAAUGUAUUAUGCUGACUCCAUCUUUGAAGGGUGUUAAGAAUUCUACUUGUCGGAAAAUCUGUCUUUAUCGUUCCUCUUUCAGUACCAACAAUAUGGCAACUAAUUGUUCAAAUGUCAUUUAUUGUGCUUGUGAAGUACAUUAUGAGUGUUUGGAAAUGUAAAAUGUUACCUUCUGUGAGAAUAAUAAAUUCCUGGAAAGGCAAGUUAUUUGAUUUAUUUCCUCUUUAAGUGCACUAACCUAGUCAUUUUGAACACUGUUAACUCUGUUUUCCAAAUUCUUUGUAAAGGGCAAACAUUUACAAAAGAUGGCACUGCAGUUUAAAAGACAAAUGUCUGAAAUAUUGAAUCCGCCUGUAAUGUUUAGAAAAGUUAGUAUUCUGCUGAGAUCUGAUUGUAGCAAGUGGUGAACAUUUAUUUUUAGGCAGUUUCACUGUUAGAUUAAUACUCGGUUGGAGUCAAAACUAUUUUUUACGCCCUUUGUAAUAAAUACAUUUGCAGUAUUUAGGUAUUUUUACUAUAAAACUUUUCAGUAAAAAUGUCAAUGAAAUUUGGUUAAAACAACUGCGUUAUAAUGAGACUUUAACAGUCAAAAAAGGUUAUUAGGUUGAUAUUUCUUGUCAAAUUGAAUGGGCGUAAACAUACAAUUUACAACAAUUGCAUGUAAAUAUCACAGAAAUAAUUUGUUUUAACGGCAGCUUCGGCAUGUUAAUUCAGCAGAAAAUAGCUUUUAUAUAUGCAACAAUAGCAUGUAAAUAUCACAGAAAUAAUUUGUUUUAAUAGCAGCUUCGGCAUGUUAAUUCAGCAGAAAAGAGCUUUUAUAUAUGCAACAAUAGCAUGUAAAUAUCACAGCAAUAAUUUGUUUUAAUAGCAGCUUCGGCAUGUUAAUUCAGCAGAAAGGAGCUGUUAUAUAUGCAAUAAUUGCAUGUAAAUAUCACAGAAAUAAUUUGUUUUAACAGCAGCUUCGGCAUGUUAAUUCAGUAGAAAAUAGCUGUUAUA